Molecule: messenger RNA, 846 nt
Organism: Neoarthrinium moseri
Lineage: Eukaryota; Fungi; Ascomycota; Sordariomycetes; Amphisphaeriales; Apiosporaceae
Exons: 3
Coding region: 1-846 (281 amino acids)
Molecular function (GO): oxidoreductase activity
Source: RefSeq, a predicted model, not a curated record
AUGGCUCAACCCAUCGCUAAUAGUGGUAUGAACGUUGUUCUGCCAUACUUGGCUCGAGAUCCACUUUACAAGACUGAGAAGCCCUACGCAACCGACUUCGACGUCUCCACCAUACCAGGCGCGAAGGACACUAACCACAAGAUAGAGUUAGUAGAGCAUACUGUCCAUGAUGCACGUGCUACUUCGAAGAGUUUCAGCUUGGAGAAAAAUGGCUUUCAAUUCUUGAAGGGGCAGACGUGCAUUGACGUGACCAAUUGUGACGACGAUAACCUCAUCUAUACUAAGUUCCGACCUGAGAUAGCGGCCAUUUUACGCAAGCAUUUUCCAUUCUACAAAAGUUUUCGCUAUCUCGACCACCAGGUCAGGAAGCGCAGUCCACUCUUCCCGGGUAGCCCAGGAGAGCCGGUGAAUUUCGCUCAGCCAGCCUCGCUGCCGCAUGCAGACUUCACGACCCGUGGUGCUGUCCUUCGUAUGGCCGAGAAGUUUCCAGAGACAGUAUACUGCGACAUGGAAUAUGACCUGAUCAAUGCCUGGACUGUUCUCAGAGGUCCAAACAAUGACUGGCCGCUGGCAGUCUGCGAUUUCAACAGCAUCGACAGCGCAGCCGAUUGUAUCGCCAAUGACAUCAUACAUGAGAAUAGUGUUGGUGAAAACAGCCUGUUGUUUAAUAGCGACCGUCAUAGGUGGUAUUAUUUGGCAGAUCAACGUCCCGACGAUCUCAUCGUCUUCCGCAACUCAAAUUCGCUAGGCAAGCGUGCAAAUUCCUAUCAUGCGGCAUUUGAUACAGGAGCAGUCCAUGAACCAGCUCGACAGAGCAUAGAAAUUCGGUUUGCCUGCUUCCGCUAA